GCACCCACCACUUUUGCUUGUUACUUGCUACUUUUAUUAUUCCGAGGACUGCCCUCUCUCGAAUCACAUCAGUCGGCAGUCAGUUGGCGACGCCACUUGAGUGCAGCAGCCUCAAUUACACGCUAUAUACUCUUUAGUUUCUUGAUUUAUUUCAAGUGCGACGAUCGAUUCGGAAAAUAAUGCCGCCUGAGGAGGACUCGCAGUCGGUCGCGACCCUAAACUCGGAGGUGGGCAACCUGGACCUGCACGACCAAAGAGACGGAUGUCCAGACACGUGCGUGACAACGCUGGACCAGCAAGAUCUGGACUACGCCAAAGAAUUCCUCAAGGACGACCCGGAAAAGAGGAGCGAGCACUUGAACAGCCUCAGACAGUUUCUGCAGUUCAACUCGUAUCUCAACGCACACGACGAUGACGAAACUCUGCUCCGAUUUCUCAGAGGGUGCAAAUUCAAUCAGCAGAGGGCCAGGGAGAAAAUCCGAAAUUUUUACGAACUCAGGGCGACCUCCCCGGAAUGGUACGACCUGAGGGAUCCGAAGGAUCAAGAAAUCCAGAGGCUGCUCAGAAUGGGGAUCUUUAUUCCCCUGCUGAAAAGAGACUCGGCGACCGGUCAAACUGUGAUAAUUGUACGCGCGGCCUUGCACAAUCCCAGGGAAACGGCCUUUAACAGCAUACUCAAGGUGGCGAAAAUGGUGAUGGAAAUCCUGACUCGGCAAUCCACCGUUCUCUACAUUUACGGGCUCCGGGCGGUCAUAGAUUUGGACGGAGUCGGACUUGGUCACGCUCUCCAGUUGACUCCUCAUCUUAUCAAGAAACUUGUCCACACAUGGCAGGAUUGCUAUCCUGUCCGGACACGAAGCAUCGACUUUGUAAAUUCGCCGCUGCACAUAAACAUGGUCCUCAACAUUUUCCGCAAGUUCAUGAACGAGAAAAUGAGACAGCGGAUUCACACUCAUCGAACAAUAAAACCUCUGGUUGGUCUGAUUAAUCCGGAGGUGUUGCCCGUCGAGUACGGCGGGACUGGACCAAAAUUGAACUCUGUAAUUGAUUACUGGCGCAAUGAGGUUUCCAACAAGCGAGAUUGGUUUACGGAUGAUUAUAAAUAUAGAGCAAACAUGGACUUGAAAAGCGACGCUAGCUGAAGUUUUUCGCGACUGCAUUUGAUCGCCAGUGAUAUAUAUUGUCUCAUAUUACAAGUUUUACAGGUUUAUUGAUAUUUAAUAAAGUUCCUUCUAC
This is a messenger RNA of Cloeon dipterum, 1236 nucleotides long. It is a transcript of the gene pinta, whose product is annotated as prolonged depolarization afterpotential (PDA) is not apparent. Bases 180 to 1142 code for a protein of 320 amino acids. The record is from RefSeq and is a predicted model, not a curated record. The transcript is spliced from 8 exons. Gene Ontology annotation, molecular function: phosphatidylinositol bisphosphate binding. Gene Ontology annotation, cellular component: membrane. Lineage: Eukaryota; Metazoa; Arthropoda; Insecta; Ephemeroptera; Baetidae.